This is a messenger RNA of Fulvia fulva, 615 nucleotides long. RefSeq names its product Mitochondrial FAD-linked sulfhydryl oxidase ERV1. The coding region runs from base 1 to 615 and encodes 204 amino acids. Gene Ontology annotation, molecular function: flavin-dependent sulfhydryl oxidase activity; flavin adenine dinucleotide binding. The transcript is spliced from 2 exons. The record is from RefSeq and is a predicted model, not a curated record. NCBI's taxonomy places the organism in Eukaryota, Fungi, Ascomycota, Dothideomycetes, Mycosphaerellales, Mycosphaerellaceae. Gene Ontology annotation, cellular component: mitochondrion.
AUGCCCGUCACCGCAAUCGACUUUCCCAUCUUGUCGCGCUUCGCCUGUGCUGUUGAGAAGAUGGCGGGAGUAUCGCCGGAUGGCCAGACCUUGGUCGACCCCAUACAGGCACAACGCGCACAAGAGCGCGGCGAGCAGGCCAAGCCAUUACCGAAAGGUGUUGUGCUUGGGCCCGAUGGCCAGCCAUGUCGCACAUGUACCUCGUCCGCCUCAUGGAAGACGAUGAUGGGCCAAGCCGCAAAGACCAAACCCACCCCGCCAGCACAACCCUCAGCAUGCCCACCCGACGUCGAAGAGCUCGGACGAUCGACAUGGACACUUUUACAUACCAUGACGGCGAACUACCCAGAACGACCCUCCUUCACGCAGCAAGCCGAGACGAAACAGUUCAUCAGUCUGUUUGGCAACAUGUACCCGUGCUGGGUAUGCGCGGAUGACUUUCGAGCAUGGAUGAAAGAUGGCAAUGACCCGAAAGUCAGUAAUAGAGAUGACUUUGGACGAUGGAUGUGUGGGGCGCAUAAUGCGGUUAAUGUCAAGUUGGGCAAGAAGGAGUUUGAUUGCAAUCAAUGGGAGGAGCGAUGGCGGACUGGUUGGAAAGAUGGCAGGUGCGAUUGA